CCUCCGCCGCCGCGGCCCAGCCUCCCGUCCCCGCCCGGCCCACCUUCCUCUCAGCAGCCAUGGCGGCCUCUGCUCUGGCGGCGGCGGAGUGGCGUCUCCAGGCCCUGCGGGGCCUGCAAUGCCCAAAAUGGAUCUGGACAGCAAGAGUCAGAAAAUACUCUUCUGCAAAAGGACAAAGAAAUAUUGAGAAGGUCCUUGUGGCAAAUAGAGGUGAAAUAGCAUGCCGAGUGAUGCGGACUGCCAGGAAGAUGGGAGUGAAAUCUGUGGCCGUUUACAGUGAUGCUGACAAGAAUUCAAUGCAUGUAGCAAUGGCAGAUGAAGCGUAUUUCAUUGGACCAGCACCAUCUCAACAAAGUUACCUGUCCAUGGAAAAGAUAAUGCAGGUGGCCAAAAAGUCAGCAGCACAGGCUAUCCAUCCAGGCUAUGGCUUCCUGUCAGAAAAUACAGAGUUUGCAGAGCUCUGCAACAAAGAAGGAAUCAUUUUUAUAGGUCCUCCUUCAUCUGCCAUCAGAGAUAUGGGCAUUAAGAGCACCUCCAAAGCUAUCAUGUCUGCUGCCGGGGUUCCUGUUGUUGAAGGUUACCAUGGUGAAGAUCAGUCUGACAAUUGCUUGGAAGAGCAAGCCAGAAGAAUAGGGUAUCCAGUCAUGAUCAAAGCAGUUCGUGGAGGUGGAGGAAAGGGCAUGAGAAUUGCUCUUUCUGAAAAGGAGUUUAAGGAACAAUUGGAAUCAGCCAGGAGAGAAGCCAAGAAGUCUUUCAACGACGAUGCCAUGUUGAUAGAGAAAUUUGUUGAUAAUCCAAGGCAUGUAGAAGUUCAGGUAUUUGGAGACCAGCAUGGCAAUGCAGUUUAUCUGUUUGAAAGAGAUUGUAGUGUACAGAGAAGACAUCAGAAAAUUAUUGAAGAAGCUCCAGGGCCAGGAAUUAAGCCUGAAGUAAGAAGGAAGCUUGGAGAGGCAGCUGUCAAGGCAGCUAAAGCUGUGAACUAUGUUGGAGCAGGAACAGUGGAAUUUAUUAUGGAUAGUGAGCAUAAUUUCUAUUUCAUGGAGAUGAACACCAGGCUGCAAGUGGAGCACCCAGUUACUGAGAUGAUCACUGGGACCGACUUGGUAGAAUGGCAACUUAAGGUUGCUUCAGGGGAGAAGAUUCCUUUGGCUCAGGAAGAGAUCUCUCUUAAUGGACAUGCUUUUGAAGCUAGGAUCUAUGCCGAAGAUCCAAACAACAACUUCAUGCCGGGGGCUGGACCCUUAUUGCAUUUGUCUACACCACCCUCUGACAGUUGCACCAGGAUAGAAACCGGGGUAAGACAAGGGGAUGAGGUUUCUAUAUACUAUGACCCAAUGAUUGCUAAGUUAGUCGUUUGGGCAGAGGAUCGUCAAGCAGCAUUAAGGAAAUUAAGAUACUGCCUUCGACAAUAUAAUAUUGUAGGGCUAAGCACCAAUGUCGAUUUCUUGCUGGACCUCUCAGGCCACCCGGAGUUUGAGGCUGGAAAUGUUCACACCAAUUUUAUCCCACAACAUUACGAUGAGCUAUUUCCACCCAAAGAGGCAAUAUCUGAAGUGGCCUUAUGCCAGGCAGCGCUUGGACUCAUACUGAGGGAGAAAAUUGUGACCGACACUUUUAGAAUGCAAUCAGGAGAUAAGUUCUCUCCAUUUGCAUCCAGCAGCGGAAGAAGAAUAAAUAUACCUUAUGUUAGAAACCUGACUCUUUUAGAUGGUGAAAAUAAAGUGAAUAUGACCGUAACCUACAAUCGUGAUGGAUCAUAUGACAUGCAGAUACAGAAUAAAUCUUUCCAUGUUUCUGGAGAUCUUUCGAGUGAUGGUGAUUUGGAUUGCAUGACAUGUUCAGUAAACGGAGUUGUUCAUAAAUCCAAGGUGGUAAUUUUGGGCGACGCCAUUCACCUCUUCUCACCGGAAGGUAGUGAGCAGAUUGGUCUUCCUGUGCCAAAGUAUUUAUCCGGAGUGGGUUCGGUUGGAGAUCAGGGUGGGGCUGUGGCCCCCAUGACGGGAACAAUAGAAAAGGUGUUUGUGAAAGCUGGUGAUAAAGUCCAAGUCGGAGACCCGCUGAUGGUUAUGAUAGCUAUGAAAAUGGAGCAUACCAUACGGGCUCCAAAGGCGGGAAUAAUUAAGAAGGUUCAUUACCAGGAAGGAUCACAGGCCAACAGACAUGCUCCACUAGUUGAGUUGGUGGAAGAAGACUCUGAAUCCGAAUAAUCCCUGGUGAAUGUCGGUGAUGCCUUUUGAUUUUUCCUUGAUUCUUUUUUACUCCUCAAGAAAACAUCUUUAUAUUUCAUUAAUUUAAUUAUUACUAAUAAAAUGCUAUUAUUUUCUCUGCC
Messenger RNA from Lacerta agilis (Sand lizard), 2329 nucleotides. RefSeq names its product methylcrotonoyl-CoA carboxylase 1 (gene MCCC1). The record is from RefSeq and is a predicted model, not a curated record. Gene Ontology annotation, molecular function: metal ion binding; methylcrotonoyl-CoA carboxylase activity; ATP binding. Gene Ontology annotation, cellular component: mitochondrion. The transcript is spliced from 19 exons. Lineage: Eukaryota; Metazoa; Chordata; Lepidosauria; Squamata; Lacertidae. The coding region runs from base 60 to 2207 and encodes 715 amino acids.